UGAGGGAGAAAGGCAGCGGGAGACGGCCGCCGAGAUUCCCCCAUCUCUUUGAAUAUAAUUUUAGAUUGAGAUUCAGAUUAAAUCCGAGGGGAAAACACUUUAUGAGGCUGAAAGCUGUGUCGUUGCCAGAGCCAGGGUUAUGAGCUAUCAAAUGCAAUUACAUUAAGACAGAUUAUACUGGGCAAAUUGAGCCAUUUAGAAGGUGAGAAUCAAAGAAACGGCUCUGAUCCUCUCUUCCCUGUUCUCUCUCCCUCUCCUCCCCCCCUUUAAAUUGCAGUUCGUAGUUCCUUGCAAUUCUGAGGCACAAAAGUAGGUGAGACUGCUUUUGUAUCUGCGAAGUGCUUCACUCCUGAAUGUAAUUCUAGCUGAGUGCAAUCUAGGUUAAGAGCCGGACAAGCGGGUAAUUAGAGCCCGCUCGCUGCCCGAGGACCGGUCGCCCCGCCGAAGCGCGCCCGGAGUCGGCGCCCUUCUCCCGGCCGAGCCGAGCUGCGGCUGGACACGGAGCGCCCGAGAUGAUGGUGCUGGACAAGGAGGACGGCGUGCCGAUGCUCUCCGUCCAGCCCAAAGGGAAGCAGAAGGGCUGUGCGGGCUGCAACCGCAAGAUCAAGGACCGCUACCUGCUGAAAGCACUGGACAAGUACUGGCACGAGGACUGCCUCAAGUGUGCCUGCUGUGACUGCCGCCUGGGCGAGGUGGGCUCCACCCUCUACACCAAGGCCAACCUCAUCCUGUGCCGACGCGACUAUCUGAGGCUUUUUGGCACCACAGGAAACUGCGCCGCCUGCAGCAAGCUCAUCCCAGCCUUUGAGAUGGUGAUGCGCGCCCGGGAUAACGUAUAUCACCUCGACUGCUUCGCUUGCCAGCUGUGCAACCAGAGAUUUUGUGUGGGAGACAAAUUCUUCCUGAAGAACAACAUGAUCUUGUGUCAGAUGGACUAUGAGGAGGGACAGCUCAAUGGCACCUUUGAAUCCCAGGUUCAGUAAUGCCCGGCGCCUGGCCUCCUGGCCCAUCUGUCCGUCUGCCUGUCUGCCUGUCUACCCACCCGCCUGGCCGACCAGCCACUCUCCUGCCGAUUAGAACUCCUCUGUCCUCGAUGGGAGGGACGGCCCUUCCUCCGCUGCCCGUCUGUGUGUGACCCUCCUGGGGCCAGGCUGGGCCUGUACAGUCUGUCUUCUGUAUAUAAAUGGGAACAUUUAUUUUAUGAGAAAUGUAAUGCGAUUUUAUUACUGGCGUGGAUUAAACUUAUGAAUGUUU
Messenger RNA from Suricata suricatta (meerkat), 1254 nucleotides. It is a transcript of the gene LMO1, whose product is annotated as LIM domain only 1. Gene Ontology annotation, biological process: positive regulation of transcription by RNA polymerase II. Gene Ontology annotation, molecular function: transcription coactivator activity; DNA-binding transcription factor binding. The coding region runs from base 513 to 983 and encodes 156 amino acids. The transcript has 4 exons. The record is from RefSeq and is a predicted model, not a curated record. Lineage: Eukaryota; Metazoa; Chordata; Mammalia; Carnivora; Herpestidae. Gene Ontology annotation, cellular component: nucleus.